UGAAUCCCCGAAUUUUCCCAUCUUUCGCAACACCUAACCGCCAUCCCGACCGCCAUACCUCAGUCGAUAGUUAAAGAGGGUCUUUGCAUUUCCGUCGAGUCUACCUUCCUUUUUCUUUCUAUUAACAUAAUGGGUAACGGAGCCAAGGCUGCGCAGAAGCGCGAGCGCAAUGCGAAGGACAACAAGGUCGCCAAGUCGCAGUUGAAGUCGAAUGUCAAGGCUAUGGAUAUCCAGUGCCAGAUCUGCAAAUCGACCUUCCUGAAGACCACCCGUGCGCCUCAGCUCACCGAGCACGCUGUCAAUAAGCAUAACAAGACCAUGGCCGAUUGCUUCCCCGGCCACGACGCUCCUCCAGCCAAAUAGACAAAACGAUGGUCCGUAUCCGUACGGAACGAUCGAACAGAUGAACAAUGCGCAUAGCGAUUGGCGCACUUGGUGUUCA
Molecule: messenger RNA, 442 nt
Organism: Daldinia decipiens
Lineage: Eukaryota; Fungi; Ascomycota; Sordariomycetes; Xylariales; Hypoxylaceae
Product: DUF1909-domain-containing protein
Exons: 4
Coding region: 130-363 (77 amino acids)
Source: RefSeq, a predicted model, not a curated record